Messenger RNA from Castor canadensis (American beaver), 2463 nucleotides. The record is from RefSeq and is a predicted model, not a curated record. NCBI's taxonomy places the organism in Eukaryota, Metazoa, Chordata, Mammalia, Rodentia, Castoridae.
GUAAUUGGUGAUGCAAUUUCAGCCUAUAAAAAAAAGGAACGAAUUAACUGGGUAAGAGAAUGGCCAGGACAGACUGUUCUCUGUGUAUCCCAAAUCUUUUGGACAACAGAAGUACAAACAGCUAUUCCACUAGGGCUAAAGGCUCUUCAGCAAUACUUGCAAAAAUGUAACACACAAAUCGAGGAUAUCGUCACUUUGGUCCGUGGCAAAUUGUCCAAGCAGAAUCGUGUUACUCUGGGAGCCCUUGUGGUACUGGAUGUCCAUGCUAGAGAUGUCCUUGCAGCACUUGUAAAAAAGGAAGUUCGUGAUGACAAUGACUUUGAAUGGUUAAGUCAGCUUAGGUACUAUUGGCAAGAAAAUCAUUUAGAAACAAAGAUGAUCAAUGCUGGUUUGCGGUAUGGGUAUGAGUAUCUGGGUAGUUCCCCUCGGCUGGUUAUUACUCCACUCACAGACCGAUGUUACAGAACUUUGUUUGGAGCUCUUCACCUGCACCUUGGAGGAGCACCUGAGGGUCCAGCUGGCACUGGAAAGACAGAAACUACCAAGGACUUAGCAAAAGCUGUAGCCAAACAAUGUGUUGUUUUCAACUGCUCUGAUGGGUUGGAUUAUUUAGCUUUAGGAAAAUUCUUUAAGGGACUGUUAUCUUGUGGAGCCUGGGCUUGCUUUGAUGAGUUUAACAGAAUUGAUUUGGAAGUACUUUCUGUGGUUGCUCAACAAAUCCUUACUAUCCAAAGAGGUAUUAAUGCAGGUGCUGAUAUUCUAGUGUUUGAAGGAACUGAACUAAAACUUGACCCCACCUGUGCUGUCUUUAUAACAAUGAACCCUGGGUAUGCUGGGCGAUCAGAACUGCCAGAUAAUCUGAAGGCUCUCUUUCGGACAGUAGCCAUGAUGGUUCCUGACUAUGCCAUGAUUGCUGAAAUAGUGCUUUACUCCUGUGGGUUUGUCACUGCUCGGCCGCUGUCAGUCAAAAUUGUGGCUACAUAUCGCUUGUGUUCAGAGCAGUUGUCAUCUCAACAUCACUAUGACUAUGGAAUGCGAGCCGUGAAGUCAGUGCUCACAGCUGCUGGGAAUCUAAAGCUGAAAUAUCCAAAUGAAAAUGAAGAAAUUUUGCUGCUUAGAUCUAUUAUUGAUGUAAAUCUGCCAAAAUUUUUAUCCCAUGAUUUACCACUCUUUGAGGGUAUUACUUCGGAUUUGUUUCCUGGAGUGAAAUUACCAAAACCAGAUUACAAUGAUUUGCUGGCAGCCAUCAAAGAUAAUUGUGCCUCCAUGAAUUUACAAAUGACCAAAUUCUUUUCUGAAAAGAUUCUUCAAAUAUAUGAAAUGAUGAUUGUGCGUCAUGGUUUUAUGAUUGUUGGAGAACCAUUUGGAGGAAAAACCAGUGCAUAUCGUGUAUUAGCUGGAGCACUAAAUGAUAUAUGUGAAAAGGGUCUAAUGGAAGAAAACAAGGUUCAAAUAACUGUCUUAAAUCCCAAGUCCAUCACCAUGGGUCAGCUGUAUGGGCAGUUUGAUUUAGUGUCCCAUGAGUGGUCUGAUGGGAUCCUCGCUGUCAGUUUCAGAGCAUUUGCAUCAGCAGCAACUCCAGAUAGGAAGUGGUUAAUUUUUGAUGGGCCAGUGGAUGCAGUGUGGAUUGAAAAUAUGAACACAGUGCUGGACGACAACAAGAAGCUGUGUCUGAUGAGCGGGGAAAUUAUUCAAAUGUCACCACAAAUGAAUCUGAUUUUUGAACCAAUGGACUUAGAAGUUGCCUCUCCUGCCACUGUUUCCAGGUGUGGCAUGAUUUACAUGGAGCCUCACAUGCUGGGCUGGAGACCACUGAUGUUGUCUUGGAUCAAUCUUCUGCCUGCUUCAGUCAGCGCUAUUCAGAAGGAGUUUAUUACAGGCUUAUUUGACAGAAUGGUCCCUGUUUCUGUUGAAUUUAUUAGAAGGCACACAAAGGAAUUAUGUCCUACUUCAGAUACAAACUUGGUCAGAUCCUUAAUGAAUCUAAUAGAUUGUUUUAUGGAUGAUUUUGCUGAUGAAGCCAAACAAAAAGACAGAAAUGAUCGAGAAAUUUACUCUUUGCUUGAGGGCAGUGGUGGCAGCUACAAAGAUGAUGAUCGAUUGAAAUUUAGUAAGAUUCUUCGAGAAUUAAUGGAAGGUCAAAUUUCAGACCUAACUAGAAAUAAGUUUAAAUUACAGAGUGGUACUGAACAAAUAUCUGCGAAGAAAUUAACUGUUCCAUUUCCUGAAAAAGGAACAAUUUAUGAUUAUCAGUUUGUCUCUGAGGGAAUAGGAAAAUGGGAGCCAUGGGUAAAGAAACUGGGAGACACCCCUCCAAUUCCUAAAGACGUGCUGUUUAAUGAAAUCAUCGUACCAACGCUGGACACAAUCCGGUAUUCAGCAUUAAUGAAUUUGUUGACCACACAUCAAAAGCCUUCAAUAUUUGUAGGACCAACAGGAACUGGAAAGAGUGUUUAUAUAAUU